AACGGCUAGAUUAACUACACAUUAAAUUAUUAUUGAGUGAUGAUAUGUGUUGUAUUUUUCUUCAGUUAGUAACAAGCGGAAUCCACAGAAAGAAAAGGAAAGAGUUUGUGCUACACGGACGAAUUUAAGUAACGGACAAGAUGGAUGUCCAAUGUGGCUAACUAACUUGGGACAGGAUUUUUAAAACUUUAACUUAAUGUUAUAGUUAUUUAUCGUCUAAAUAACAGAUAUUGUAAACCUCGUUGAAAUGAUUGUUUUCACAUAAAUAGUGACGGUACGUACAGAAACUGUGAGGAAGCAAAUUCCGAGACUUUAUAAAAGCAACAUGGCACAAAAUGAAAGUUUCCUUGGUGAUAUAAUAACAACACCUCAUGAAAAAGACGUGGGACGUCAAAAGACGUCAAAAGAUGAAAUGUCUCCAAGUGUCCCCGGACAGACCAAAACCUCCGCCGCCAGAGUUUUAACCCAGGAGGAGCUGGAAAGACUCGGCGGUGAACGGACUCUGGUGUCCGACUUCAAACUGAUGAAGUUGGAGAAAGAAGCUCAGAAAAACUGGGAUUUGUUUUACAAAAGAAAUACCACGAAUUUCUUCAAGGACAGACACUGGACCACCAGAGAGUUUGAAGAACUCAAGGCCUGUAGAGAGUUUGAGAGCCAAAGGCUGGUGCUGCUGGAGGCCGGCUGUGGAGUAGGAAACUGCAUCUUCCCUCUGCUGGAGGACGACCUCAACAUCUUUGUUUACGCCUGUGACUUCUCACCGCGAGCUGUGGAGUUUGUCAAACAAAACCCUCUGUACUGCCCCGAGCGCUGCUGUGCCUUCCAGUGUGAUUUAACUAAAGAUGAUCUGGUGGAAAAUGUGCCCGAGUGCAGCGUGGAUGUCGUUACUCUCAUCUUUGUCCUGUCGGCCAUCCACCCUGAGAAGAUGAAGCCGGCUUUGCAGAACAUCAGCAGGGUGGUGAAGCCUGGGGGCAUCGUACUUUUCAGGGACUAUGGCCUGUACGACCACGCCAUGCUCCGAUUCAAAGCUGGCAGCAAACUGGGUGAGAACUUCUACGUCCGCCAAGACGGAACCAGGUCCUACUUCUUCUCUAAAGAGUUCCUGGCUGAGCUGUUUGCAGACACGGGCCUCCAAUGUGUUGCGAAUGAUUACGUCCUGAGAGAGACUGUGAACAAAAAGGAGGGGCUUUGUGUCCCCAGAGUGUUCCUGCAGAGCAAAUUCACCAAGCCCAGGCAAUCACAGAGCUCCUGAUGCCACCUGGCCUGUGCCUUUUAACUCAUAUAUUGUGUGGACAAACUAAGUUGUCUGGUUGACACUGAAGGGAAAAACUCUUCUUAUUUUCCUCACAGGACCUAGUACCCUUAACCCUAAAAUGGUUCCCAAAAUGAGGGAGAAUAAUGCCUCAUCCCAUUAAUCACCUGAUGUAUUUUGUUCCUUCACCAACAGAUGAAGACUGUGCUUGCACUGGGACACUUACAGGUGGAAAUAUGCAGAACAUGAAGCUCAGAAUGUUUGUUUUUCAGGGACCAUAGCUGAGUAAAAAGUGAAUUUCAGUGUUCCUUAUAAAGUCUUCAUCAACCUCUCGUGU
Messenger RNA from Centropristis striata (black sea bass), 1586 nucleotides. It is a transcript of the gene mettl6, whose product is annotated as methyltransferase 6, methylcytidine. Lineage: Eukaryota; Metazoa; Chordata; Actinopteri; Perciformes; Serranidae. The transcript has 5 exons. The record is from RefSeq and is a predicted model, not a curated record. Bases 326 to 1249 code for a protein of 307 amino acids.